GGAAGUGGGGAUAGGGAACAGGGAUGGGAGCAGUGGAAAGGGAAGGGGAUGGGGACAAGGGACAGGGAUGGGGACAAGGGACAGGGAUGGGGACAGGGGAAAAGGAUGCGGGCAGGGAACAGAGAUGGGGACAAGGAACAGGGACAGCGAUGGGGACAAGGACCCCCAGCCCCGACCUGCUGGGCCCUGCGAGCUGCUGGCAGGAGACAAAGGCAGAGGGAGGCAGCAGGCCCCGGUGGCCCUGUCCCCGCGGGUCCCCGGUGCCGGGGCCGGGGACCGGGACCCUGCGCUGCCGCGGGCGCUCGGCGCUGCUGGCGGCGGCUCGGGGGGCUCCGGGGGCGCCGGGGGGGCUCCGGGCGCAGCCGGGCGGAGCGGCCCCCUCCCCCCCCCGGCCGCCUGCCUUCCUCCCCCUCCUCCUCCUCCUCCUCUCCUCCUCCUCCUCGCCGCCUGCCUCCCUCCCCGCCCCUCGCACUCGGCUCCCCGCGCCUCGCCGCCCGCACAGCCGGUGCCCGGCGGCGCACGGCGGCCAGCAGCAGCCCGGGGCGGGGGCCGGGGCCGGGGCCCCUCGCGGUGCCGGUGCCGGUGCCGGUGCCGGUGCCGGAGCUGUCCGGUGCUGAAGGCGCCGGCCCGGCCCCGCCAUGCCCCGCUCCUUCCUGGUCAAGAAGAUCAAGGCGGACGCCUGCCCGGCCGCCGGGGGCCCCGCGCCCAGCUACGCCCCCCUGGAGCCCCCCUACGCGCUGCCCGGCCCCGCCGCCGGCGAUGGGUACAUCCCGCACUGCCUGGCGCCCGCCGGCUACGCCGCCGACAAGAAGCAGGGCCUCGCGCUGCCGCCGGCCGAGCCGGCCUACGCGCCGGCCCACGAGGAGUACGGCGACCCCGAGAGCCCCCGGUCCAGCUUCUCCGCCCGCUACUUCCGCGGCGAGGCGGCGGUGACGGACAGCUACUCCAUGGACGCCUUCUUCAUCACGGACGGGCGGUCGCGGCGGCGCAGCGAGAGCCAGCGCCGCGGCAGCCACCGCCACUCCUGCCCCGAGUGCGGCAAGACCUACGCCACCUCCUCCAACCUCAGCCGGCACAAGCAGACGCACCGCAGCCUGGACAGCAAGAUGGCCAGGAAGUGCCCCACGUGCGGCAAAGCCUACGUCUCCAUGCCCGCCCUGGCCAUGCACGUGCUCACCCACAACCUCAAGCACAAGUGCGACGUGUGCGGCAAGGCCUUCAGCCGGCCCUGGCUGCUGCAGGGCCACAUGCGCUCGCACACGGGCGAGAAGCCCUUCGGCUGCGCCCACUGCGGCAAGGCCUUCGCCGACCGCUCCAACCUGCGCGCCCACAUGCAGACCCACUCCGCCUUCAAGCACUACAAGUGCAAGCAGUGCGAGAAGACCUUCGCCCUCAAGUCGUACCUCAACAAGCACUGCGAGGCCGCCUGCUUCCGCGGCCCCGAGCACAGCUGCGCCGCGGGCAACUAGCCCCGCGGCCCCCGCGCUCGGGGCCUCCGCAGCCGGGCACCCUCCUCCACCCCGGGACCCCCUUCCGGACCCGGCAGGGACCCCCCUCCCCUCGACUCCUGACGUUCCGCGCGUAUUUAUUUAAUUUAUUACUACUAUUUAUUUAGAGCUGCUGCUUCUCCUCCCGGGAACUGCCGGGGGCAAAAGACACCCGCCUGCUCCCUCCGGGGCAAAGCCUCCAUCAAAGCCCCGACGGGACCAUAGGGCUGGGGGGGCGACAAGGCAACGGGGGUCGGGGACGUGAGCCCGGCGCUGACCCCCCAGCCCGUCCUGCCCUGCGGGGCGGAGAGCAAAGCUCCCCGGCCAUGGGGGGGGGGGGCUCGCACCCCCCACCCCCGGGGUCCUGCCGAGCCCCCCCAGCUCCCCCUGCCCGGCACGGCGCCGCGUCCCCCAACGUGCCAGCGGCCGGAGCCGGGGGGAGCAGGAGUGGCAGGGCCCCUCCAGCCCCCGCGGGACAUGGGCCCCCCUGGGACGCGGCCAGGGCCAGGCCACGGGCAGGACCCUCGCCCAAGCUGGCCGGGGGCCAUUGCUCAGCCCCCCCCGGCCGGAGAUGCCGCCAGCAGCGAGGCGACGGCCGCGCAGGAGCAGGGGUCGGCGUCGCUGCAACGUCCGGGUGAGUCUAUUUAUUUGUUCUUAUUUAUAUUAUUUAUAAUUUAAGCUUCUCACUAUUUAUUCGCCAAGCGCGGCUUGGCCGUGCCGGCGCCGGCGGCUCUCCCGCGCGGCUCGCGGGGCCUGGCAGGGGUGACAGCCACCGGGGAGCGGAGGCGCGAGCAGCCGGGUGGCCGUGCCGAGCGGCCCUGACUCUGUGCGCCGCAAGCCUCAAGCAAAAGCCAAGCUGUUCUUCGUCUUCCGCGACGCUGCCGAGUCUUCCUCUUCCUCCCGCCCCGGCGCCGGCCCGGGCAGGGAGCACAGCAGUGUUUCUAUGCAAGCCCCGGCGGAGAGCACCCUCGGCCGCCCCGCGGCUCCCGGAGCCGCGCUGCCAGCGCCUCCUCCUCCUCCUCCUACCUCGGACCACCAGCUGCCACCACCAUCAGGCACAGACCUCGCUGCACCGUCUUCCUCCCUGCAGCCUUCCUCCCCGCAGUCUUCCUCCCCAUCCCGCUGGCAGCCGCGUGCUCCCACGCGGCUCGACGCCUCCCGCACGCCCCGGGCCGCGAUGCUGCCUGCCGCUCCGCGAGCAUCCGCCACGCGGGCACGAGCCUUGACGCUCGCCGCGGCCCCGCGCCGUGUUCCUACUGUAAAUAGCCGAUACUACAGCAAUAAUUUUCCGUGCAUGAUUGAUCUUUUUCUGCCAGGGUUUUGUAUUUGACAGAUCACGGCGAGACGAGGCUGCUGCGAAGCGGCCGCCGGCAGUAUUACUUGUAAUGUGAUUCAGGGAUAUAAAAGGGACUUCUGCCACUA
Molecule: messenger RNA, 2909 nt
Organism: Dromaius novaehollandiae (emu)
Lineage: Eukaryota; Metazoa; Chordata; Aves; Casuariiformes; Dromaiidae
Gene: SCRT2
Product: scratch family transcriptional repressor 2
Exons: 2
Coding region: 639-1469 (276 amino acids)
Biological process (GO): regulation of DNA-templated transcription
Molecular function (GO): RNA polymerase II cis-regulatory region sequence-specific DNA binding; DNA-binding transcription factor activity, RNA polymerase II-specific
Source: RefSeq, a predicted model, not a curated record